Ricinus communis (castor bean) is the source of this 1324-nucleotide messenger RNA. Its product is annotated as (R,S)-reticuline 7-O-methyltransferase. The record is from RefSeq and is a predicted model, not a curated record. The coding region runs from base 113 to 1168 and encodes 351 amino acids. The transcript is spliced from 3 exons. Gene Ontology annotation, biological process: methylation. Lineage: Eukaryota; Viridiplantae; Streptophyta; Magnoliopsida; Malpighiales; Euphorbiaceae. Gene Ontology annotation, molecular function: O-methyltransferase activity; protein dimerization activity; S-adenosylmethionine-dependent methyltransferase activity.
CAAAUAUUACACCCCAAAAUGUAGCUGCAAAAUGUGAAUGUACUUAUAAAUAACUGUUAGUCUCGCAAGGAUCCAUGUAUUCCAGAGAGCAACUUUGGGGGAGAGAAUAAGAAUGGGAUCACUAGAGCCGGAGAAAUUGGUAAGUGGGCAACUAGAAAUAUGGAAACUGAUGUUUGGCUUUGCAGACUCAAUGGUGCUGAAGGCUGCAGUUGAGCUUCGCAUCCCUGACAUUAUUAACUCCCAUGCUCGUCCCAUCACUUUGUCCCAGAUUGCUUCAGGUAUCGACUCGUCUUCUCCUGAUAUAUCCUACCUUGCACGGAUCAUGAGAUAUCUAGUCUGUAAAGGCAUCUUCACUGCCCAUCAACCAUCAGAUGGUGGAGAGUCUUUUUAUGGGUUGGCAGAAAACACCAGAUGGCUGCUACGUGACUCAGACUUAACCCUACAUCCAAUGGUGAUAAUGGAAAACCAUCCUUGGCAAGUAACACCUUGGCAUUACCUAGGCCAAUGUGUUAAAGAAGGUGGAAUUGCUUUCAAGAAAGCACAUGGCUGUGAAAUGUGGGAUUUUGCAUCUCAAAAUCCUGAAUUCAACAGGAUAUUUAAUCAGGCCUUGGCUUGCACUGCCAAGAUAGUGAUGAAGGCAGUUUUAUCAGGAUAUAAAGAUGGAUUUGAUGCCAUUACAACUUUGGUAGAUGUAGGAGGUGGUACUGGUGGAAAUUUGGCUGAAAUUGUUAAAGCCUACCCCCAUAUCAAAACCUUAAACUUUGAUUUACCACAUGUUGUGGCUACUGCUCCAGCCUUUGAUGGGAUCGCACAUGUUGGAGGAAACAUGUUUGAAUCAAUUCCAAAUGCUGAUGCAAUAUUCAUGAAGUGGAUAUUGCAUGAUUGGGGAGAUGAAUAUUGUGUAAAAAUUUUGAAGAAUUGCCGGAAAGCAAUACCUGAGAAAACAGGAAAGCUGGUCUUAGUAGAAAUAGUACUACAAGAAGAUGGCAACAAUCAAUUCGGUGAUAUGGGGUUGGUGUUUGAUCUUCUCAUGUUUGCACACACCACAGGAGGAAAAGAAAGAAGUGAAAUUGAAUGGAAGAAAUUAUUGGAGGAAGGAGGAUUCCCUCGCUACAAAAUCAUCAAUAUUCCUGCUUUGCCAUCUAUCAUUGAAGCCUAUCCACAGUGAACGGCACUUCUUAUAUUAUUGAUAAUUCCCUAUAAUUAUAUACCAUAAAGAACUUGAACCAUGUAUUUGAUUCUCUAAAAAGCAAUUAAUGUUGGGUUAAUUGCUUGAAUAACUUUGUACUUUGUUUCAAAUUUCAAUAUCAAAUAAUUGCACCAA